CAUUUAGAGAUGCCGUUCCAAGAUCUUAUGUCGCGUUUGAAAAGCAUACGAAAGCCUCAAGACCAGAAAAGCGAGCCCUGCGAGGAUGAAAGUCCGGAUUAUCUAAACCCGUCGCAACAAACGAAGACCUUGCAACAAUAUACCUCGGACCAACCUAGUGUCAGUCAACCGAAGCCAGUAAAAGGACUACGGAAAGCCUCGGUUUCAGCUAGACUCCCGACGAACCGGGAGAAGUCAAAAUGGACCAUAGACCAAGACCAAGACCAAGAAGACCAAGAUGGGGAACAAAAUCCCGAUCCCGAGCCCUCAGACUAUUUGUACUUUGGCGAGGGUAUAUCUGCGACGAGCAUCUCGCAAUCACUUGAAAAUAAAAUGCAAAAUAAGCCAGCCAAUAGCAUAUCUGGACAACCGUCAAUCGGAAUCAGGAAUAAUCCCAUUCCUAGCAAUGGCGGAAAAGACAAUAGUGGAUUUAUCGAGACUGGGCUGAACAUACAUACAGCGCAGAUGGGAUAUUCGAAUUUAACAUACGGGGGUUCUUUGCAAUUCGACUAUGCUGGUACUCAUAGUUAAGUCUUUGGGGGAUAGCCAGUGCAUUAAUGUAGUCUGUUUCCAAAUGGAAUGUCAACAUUGUUGGCAUCUAUGAUUCUGUGCACUGGGUAUUUAGAUAGGCACAACAUACCAAG
Molecule: messenger RNA, 683 nt
Organism: Annulohypoxylon maeteangense
Lineage: Eukaryota; Fungi; Ascomycota; Sordariomycetes; Xylariales; Hypoxylaceae
Exons: 1
Coding region: 10-570 (186 amino acids)
Source: RefSeq, a predicted model, not a curated record